This is a messenger RNA of Oreochromis niloticus (Nile tilapia), 7744 nucleotides long. It is a transcript of the gene magi3b, whose product is annotated as membrane associated guanylate kinase, WW and PDZ domain containing 3b. The transcript has 21 exons. Gene Ontology annotation, molecular function: protein binding. Lineage: Eukaryota; Metazoa; Chordata; Actinopteri; Cichliformes; Cichlidae. Gene Ontology annotation, cellular component: cell-cell junction; cytoplasm. The coding region runs from base 693 to 5141 and encodes 1482 amino acids. The record is from RefSeq and is a predicted model, not a curated record. Gene Ontology annotation, biological process: signal transduction.
UAGAAAACACUGCUGCUGAGCGUAAAAGGGGAGUUUCGGAGCUUGGCAACAUCUCUCUUGACGGUGCCAGGUGUGUUCAAACCUGUAGCAGACAAACGCUCGCAGAUGUCUUUCAGCUCAGUCAUCAUGGGCUGGAUCUCAAAAGCGUAAACCGCCAACCGGUAAGCGCUGCCGCCCGUCUAUUUUCUGCCUACCCACAGGUAUGAGGGAUUUCUCAUUGACGCACUAAAUUUCAGCGUCAGACACUCCACGAUCUAUCGCCGAGUAAGUAAAAAUAUACUCUGUUUAUAUUUUUAUUACUACUUCACGUUCUGAGGCUCCUCUACGAGACGAGGGAAAGCGCGGAUAUGGUUCCAGAGUAGCAAUGGAAAGCAUAAAACCUUGAUUGUCUUCUGGUUAACCAUAUCGCUGCAGUCAACUCUCCUGUUUUACGCACAAAAAGCGCUCGGAAUUAUUGAAACCAAGGCAACUGUGCGCACACCGGAGCAUAAGCCCGUGGGAUGACAGAGCUCAGCGGCAAAUUCACGGGUGAAGAUAAGCCUCAUAAAUGUCAAGAAGAUGAAAUUCCCAGCAGGUCGCGAGAAUAACUCACGAGGGUUUAUUAGGCCGCAUCACUUCGCGCUCAUUUAACAACAACAAGCCGAGGCGACUCCUACCAGUUAGAUUGUUAGUUAUUUGAAAAGAGGACAACCAUGUCUAGAACACUGAAGAAGAAGAAACACUGGUCCACUAAAGUGGUGGAGUGCGCCGUGUCAUGGGGGAACCUGGGAGACUUUGGCUCCGUGGUGGAGGUCCUCGGAGGAGCAGAGCUUGGACAGUUCCCCUACCUGGGCCAGAUGAAACUGGACGUGCUGGUGUGUCACGUAGGGAAGCUUCCCUACUACGGAGACGUUCUGCUGGAGGUGAACGGGACGCCUGUCAGUGGACUUACAAACCGGGACACACUGGCUGUCAUUCGUCACUUUCGGGAACCGAUUCGCUUAAAGACCGUCAAACCAGGAAAAGUAUUGAACACGGACCUGCGCCACUACCUCAGUCUGCAGUUUCAGAAGGGCUCGCUGGACCACAAGCUUCAACAGAUCAUACGGGACAACCUCUACCUACGCACCAUCCCCUGCACAACGCGGCUUCCUCGAGAGGGGGAGGUGCCAGGCGUGGACUACAACUUCAUCAGUGUUGGAGACUUCAGGAUCCUGGAGGAGAGUGGACUUCUGCUGGAGAGUGGAACCUAUGAUGGUAACUACUAUGGAACCCCAAAGCCUCCAGCAGAGCCCAACCUGGUGCAGCCUGACCUGGUGGAUCAGGUGUUGUUUGAUGAGGACUUUGGUGGCGAGGUCCCCAGGAAACGCACAACCUCAGUCAGUAAGAUGGACAGGAAGGACAGCGCUGUACCUGAGGAGGAGGACGAUGAUGAGCGGCCACCACUGGUCAAUGGCUUACCUGAGCACAAAGAGGGGGCAGACUGGAGGAAAACCGUGCCCAGCUACACUCAGUCCAGCAGCACCAUGGACUUCCGCACAUGGAGCUCUCUUCCUCGUGAUGACAGCUUGGAGCCCCUGCCUUUCAACUGGGAGAUGGCUUAUACUGAGACCGGCAUGGUCUACUUCAUAGAUCACAAUACCAAGACAACCACAUGGCUGGACCCCCGCUUGGCGAAGAAGGCAAAGCCCCCUGAGAAGUGCGAGGAUGGCGAGUUACCUUAUGGCUGGGAGGAAAUUGACGAUCCACAGUAUGGGACAUACUAUGUUGACCACAUCAAUCAGAAAACCCAGUUUGAGAACCCUGUCCUGGAGGCAAAGAAGAAGCUGAGCCAGGAGACUGCAGCGAUCCAGCAAGCCGCAGCAGCACCUUCUCAAGGUAAAGGUGGUGCAUCUGGCUUCACCGCAGACCCCAGCCAGCUGAAAGGGGAGAUUUACCACACAGCGCUGAAGAAGAGCUCCCAAGGAUUUGGAUUUACCAUCAUAGGAGGUGACCGCACAGAUGAGUUUCUGCAGGUGAAAAAUGUGCUCAGCGACGGUCCUGCUGCCCAAGACAAAAAGAUGGCAUCUGGUGAUGUGAUUGUUGAGAUUAAUGGGGUAUGUGUGCUGGGGAAGACCCAUCCAGAGGUAGUGCAGAUGUUUCAGUCAAUUCCCAUUAACCAGUAUGUGGACAUGGUUCUUUGCCGUGGAUACCCGCUUCCUCCUGACGUUGAUCUAGACAGCGACGAUCCUCUUCCCCCUCCUCCUCCGCCGCCGGCCACCCAGCCCCAGCAGGCUCUGCAUGGUGGAGAGGUGGUGACAGCUGUGCCCCUUAUCAAUGGACAGCCACUGCUUGUCAAAGGUGACGUCCUCCAUGGCUCCUCACAGGAGCUCCACUAUGUUACUACUGAUGCCAGUGGUCGUCCUGUUGUGGCUGCCCUGCCAAACGGGAGGCAGGGUGGAGAAGCGGCCACGGCGAUGCUCCAACCAGAGCUGGUAAGCGUGCCACUGGUCAAGGGACCUGGUGGAUUUGGUUUUGCCAUUGCUGACUGCCCUCUGGGGCAGAAGGUGAAGAUGAUCUUGGAUGCCCAGUGGUGCCGUGGCCUGCAGAAAGGAGACGUGAUUAAAGAGAUCAACAGGCAAAAUGUGCAGUCGCUUAGCCAUGCACAAGUGGUGGACAUCCUUAAAGACUUACCAGUGGGCAGCGAGGUCAAUGUACUGGUGUUGCGAGGAGGUCAAACAUCGCCUGUGAAGAGUCUGAAGCCUAGACAGGAAAUGACGGCCAGUACAGAAACUCUGGACAUUGUGGCAGACUCAGCACCUCAGGCCUUGCCUUACCACUCCAACACAAGCACCCUGCGCUCUGCCGAUUCUCCCAAACGAGAUGCUGCAGAGAUAUACUUGAAGUCCAAAGCUCUUUUGGAGAGCAGACAGCCUCACGCCAAAGAUAUAGAUGUUUUUCUGAAGCGGGACAUUGAAACGGGCUUUGGCUUCCGUGUUCUGGGAGGAGAAGGGCCACAACAGCCAAAUGUAUUUCCCCAGGUGUACAUUGGUGCCAUUGUGCCUAAUGGAGCUGCAGAGAAGGACGGGCGUCUCAGAGCAGGAGACGAACUUAUUGGCAUCGAUGGCGUGAUGGUCAAGGGUCGUUCGCACAAGCAGGUUUUGGAUCUGAUGACCAACGCUGCCCGAAAUGGUCAAGUUAUGCUGACUGUUCGUAGGAAGGUGAUCUACAGAGAUUCGACAGAUGAAGAAGCUCAGGAAAUGGCUCCGGUGCUGGUGAAUGGUUCUCCCAAACUACCUCGCCUCCCGAUGCCGAGUGCGCUGGACCACGAGUCUUUUGACAUCACACUCCACCGCAAGGAAACUGAAGGCUUUGGCUUUGUGAUCCUCACGUCCAAGAGCAAACCUCCACAUGGAGUUAUCCCACACAAAAUUGGCCGUAUCAUUGAGGGCAGUCCCACUGACCGCUGUGGCCUGCUGCACGUCGGGGAUCGUAUCUCAGCAGUCAAUGGACGCUCCAUCAUCGAGCUCUCUCACAAUGACAUCGUCCAGCUUAUCAAGGAAGCCGGCAAUGUCGUCACCCUCACUGUGGUUCCCGAGGAUGAGUACAAGGGCCCUCCAUCUGGAGCUAGUUCAGCAAAACAGAGUCCAGCUCUUCAGCACAGAGCAGUGGGACAAAGAUCAGCACUACAGGAUGAGCGUUAUAACCUGGACAUGGAGGAGAGAAAGGAAGGAGUCAACUGGUCGGACCACAAAACUCUUUCGCUUGGUGAGACAGGGACGCUGUGUGUGACAGGGCCCAACCAGGGUUGUCUGACAGUGGAGUUAGAGAGAGGGCCCAGGGGCUUUGGUUUCAGUCUGCGAGGGGGCACAGAGUAUAACAUGGGCUUGUACAUCUUGAGACUUGCAGAAGAUGGGCCUGCUCAGCAAGACGGAAGAAUCCAUGUUGGAGAUGAGAUAGUGGAGAUUAACGGGGAGCCGGCUCGUGGCAUUUCCCAUACACGGGCUAUUGAUUUGAUCCAGGCCGGAGGAAACAAAGUGGUACUGCUGCUGAGACCUGGGGCAGGUCUUGCUCAAGAUGCGAGUCGACGUGAUCAAAAAGUCAUUUCACCCACAAGCUAUUUUGGAGAAGUUUUCUCUGACACAUCACCCCUUUCCUCUCCAUAUCCCACCGGGGCUUCCACCUUUGUUUCCUCUCCUUUCUCCAGCAAACUGAAGCAUUCUCGCAGCUGGAGCACACUUUCUCCACAAGGCCGCAAAUCCCGCAGCAGCGGGGGUUUAAGCUCAGUGGAGGAAAGUGUUGAGUGGGCGGACACGGAGGGAGAAGGGCUCCUUCCCACCUCCAAUGAGCAUGUGAAGUUCUACAAGAGGACCAGGCCCACGAACGACUCCAGAGAGCUAAGCAGCCCAAAGAAAACAGAGGAAUCUAUUCCUAAAGCCAAAGAGCAACUACACAGUCCCAAAAAGACUGAGAGUCAGGCACAGGAAGCAACACUGAACAGAAAAAGGGUGCCUAUCACACAGACAAAAACGCAAUCUGCUAGUCCUGGGAAGUCUGCUCACGUUGGACAGCAAGGGAUAUCAGCCCUGCAACGCACCGAGAAUCAACAAGGCCUUCAGCAGAGAUUAAAGGAUUCAUCCAGUGGAGAAAGCUUAGGUCAUGAAAAGAAAAAUGGAAAAGGGGGGAAUUUUGAGAUUGGAAAAUACCCUCAAGGAUGGGAGAUGGAAGGGAGAAGAGAAAGGACCAGGUCUCUCCAUGAGAAAGAAAGUUAUAAAAGGUCGAUUGGGGAAUCUCACCGCCACAGGACAUUUUCUAAUACACUAAGAGAGAGCGAGAAAGGUACAGGUAAAGACUCAGGGCACAGAGACGUUGAUGCCAAGGGCAAACUUACAGAAAACAGGACUACGAGUAAAGAGACUAUUGGCAAAAGAGAAUCACCGCUGUCUUUUAAAAAUGUAUGGCGUAGGAAAGGUUCUGUGAAUUCACCAAGAGAUGUAAAAGCAAGAGAAGACACAUUUUCUAAAUCCAAAGAAGACAGCUUAAAGGACAACUUUGUGGCCUCUAUAAACAGUAUUCCAGGAGCCCUACAAACCCUGAAGGGACCUAUUAGCCCUGGCCCUUGGAAAACGCCCAGCUCAGCCAAAAUCCUCUCUGAGGCAGAAGUCCUCCGUGACCCUUUGUGAUGGAAUAUUGAAUCACUAGGACGUGAGCUGUGCCAUGGAAUAUUUUACAGUAUCCUCAGUGGAUUAUUUUUCUGAGUUCUUCCAUAAAACAGAGAAGUGCAACAUGGUGCCACAUUUAUCCAUUUUAGACUGUGGCCAGAUUUGUAUUGUGGGAGCCCUGUGACAUCACAUGUGGCAUGUAGCAGCUCCCCUCCGCCUUGUCUGCUGCUUUAGCAUCUUUGAUAUGGGACUUCAGCAUAUAGGACAUGCUCGGGGCCUUGUCAGACCAGACAUUCAGAAAUGUGAAUAUGUGCCAAUCCUGCGAGCCUCCUGUGGAACGAUGACUACAAACAGCGCUUCACCCAUUACAAUGCAAUGACCCAUAUGCAAAGAAAAGAGAAAGGCCCUCGCCUCUCUGUAGAAUAUACAGUGUGACUCAUCUAGGGUUUUAAUUUUGCUCUCAGUGUCAUUGUUGGAUAUUUCAACUGUCUUUUUCUUAUCGGUUUGCUCAACUGCAUGCAGUCGGUCCUUCUGUUUGUUUUACUGCACGUGUUCUGUACAUCGCUGAGGAUGAACCCAUUUCUUAUUUAUAAUUUUCAUUCUGAUCACCAGGCAAAUACAGCAAGUGUUACUGGGUAAUCUAGACUGUUCUAUGGCUAUAGUCAUGACACACCUUCAUCCAGACAGUAUCAUUUAAAAGACCAGAAACUUGUGGUUUGAGAUCUUGUUUACCAUGUGUAUGAUAACUAACCCGUGUGUAAUUUAUUGAGGUAAUAGAUGAAUAUAUGUAUAUGUAGCUGUACCAAGCCAUUCCGCAUUUUGAUAAAGACUUUCAGAAAUUUGUCCCAUGUUAUUUGAGCUUUCACCUUAUUUCCAAUGUACUUCAGUGGUAGGAAUUACCAAUGAAAUUUGUAGUUCAUGAAAUGUAUAGACGUAACGUGCAAACUGCUGUACCAAAUGUUUAAAAUUGCUCAAAAUGUGUCUCAUUGUGAAAUAUAAUAUAUAUGUAUAUAUAUAUAUUUGAAUGUGUCAUGUUUUGCAAAUUCUAUCUAUUAAUUCCAUUGCACCGCAUCUGCCCUUGUAGCAUAACAGAUUGACCAUGAGUUGUAAUUAAUUUGUGAUGUUGACUUGCUACCAAAACAUUGCAUUUAUUAUUGUUUUUUAUUCUAUUUUUUUUUUUUUUUGAAAGGAUCACUGUUAAAGGGGGAAAUGGCAAUUUAUGUAAUGCUGUGCAAGUUCUGAAUCAUGUCUCUGGUUGUUUUACAUUUGCUUGUUGAUGAAAAGAAAAAUGAGGGUUUAUACUGUAGGUAUUUUGUCAAUCCUGCUGUGUGAUUAUGUGCCAGGGUAGCUUGAAGGAUGACAGAGGCCAGAGAAUGAUGUGGUUCACUAAGAUACCGAACAAGCUGCUGAAAUAAGGCAGGUAUGCAGAAAACUCUCCACCUUACAUAUUAAAGGGAGCCAAUAGCACUGAGAAGACCAGUGUAGUUUUAUAAUGUGCAGUCUAUAAAGAUAAGAAAUAGUCAGAUUUCACUGUUACUUUAAAGAGGACAUAUUAUGCUGAUUUAUAGCUCCAUAUUUUUAACCUUGGACACCAUAAGAGUCGCUUUGCCUAUUUGCCUAAUAAUAAUACUCGUUAAAGUUAUAUUGGGCUGUUGUGUAGCAUUCAGGUCAUUCUCUGUCUGGAAAAAUGUGUUCUAGUUCCUUGGCCCUUACCUUUAUGCCAAAUUUUUUUCUUAUUGGCAAACAGAAACAGCAGGUGGGAGGGGCUGCUGUGUGUCUUUAGCAUUCUUUCAAAUAAAAAAACUGUCUGAAAAUAACAAACCAUUUAGAGCAGUCUGAGCUUUUGGCUCACUUGGAUUACUUGUGUGUACAAUGACCUCAUUAUUUGAGGUUCGUGCCAGACAGAAAAUGAAGAAAAGCAUAAUAGGUCCACUUUAAAGGAUUUUUGAAGUGAUACGCAAAUAUACUCAACAUACUUGCAAAUACAACUUUGAAAUAAACGCAUUCAGAUGAGCUCAGGGAAAACUGAAUUGUAGCAAAUGUGUGAUAAAGUCGUUAUCAAUGAGAGCUGAAUGGUGGUUGAAGUCUGUGAUUGUAUCAAGGAGUUUUCAGGUUACAAAUCCCUAGAGGAUGUACUUUGAGCCAAUCAGUGGUAGGCUUUUGUGCAAUAGUUUGGUUGGUUGAAUGAGUAAAUCCAACCCUGAGUGCUGAAAAAAGUUCACUCUGGUUCAGAAUCAGAUAAUAUCCUCUUUUACUGUAUGUCCCCUGCACUGUAGUACAUCUUUAUGCUUUCAUUUGAACAAUUUUGUUUCACAUCUCUGCAUCAUACUGUGGCCUUGCAUUGCUUCAUUAGAAAAAAAAGAGAAAAACACAAUCCUUGUGGUAUCUUCUACAUUCUGUAGGAACAGUAGAUGUAAAUGUUUGUACAUUGUACAGCACCUUUAUAAAUACUUGCCGAGUGCUCUUUUGGGGAGAAAAAAAAUAGAGGUAUAUUAAAUUGCUCCAUUAUUUUUUUAUGUAAAAAAAAGAGAAAAAUAUUUAAAAAUGGAUUGAAAAGGAUAGGCUAUGACCUUGAUAUGGUAUUCCGUUCAUGCACUGAAAAAUAAAGUUUUGCUGAAAACAUG